CACUCUGGUCGUCCUUUCACAAGAUCCCAGGUAUGAGUGGCCUCUAAAGCAUCAGUUUCUGAGGUCAUGGCAUCCUCCCACUAAGGCAGGCCACUAUCCUGCUUAUAGGUGGCAGGAACAAAUAUGGGAGGAGCCGAAGUAGAAAAUGCCACGAAGUUAGAAUAACAAGUUGGGGCUUGGCCACGAGUACUUCGAGUAGUGAGACGGAGCUGAGGACCAGAUUCAACACCCGAUCCCAAGGAAUCAUCAUCGUCCAUGGAGGACGAACCGAAGGAAGACUACAAGGAAGACUGCUGGGAGGAAGUUGGGGAAGCGGAACCUGCACUGUCCACAGAGGAGGACUCAGCCGACAAGGACAUCGAGCUGGAAGGUGGCUACGGGGGAUCUACAUCCUCUAUAAUGAUUGAAGGAAUAGCCAGGAAUGGAGAAACCGACACCAAAAAAACCAAGUUGUGAGUUGGACGAAGACUCAGCAGUAGUAUAGUAUGGACUAUGGAGUAUGCUCAAGGAAUACCACAUGACAAGAAAUCCGGAGACGCUAAUUAAAGACAUCGUAACACAUUUAGCCCUUAUGUUUUUCACUGUAGCCCACAAACAUGCAUUUUGCUGCCUUCGGUGAAAGCUUAUUCCUCUCAUGACAAGGAAGGACACAGCACACACAGCCAAAAACCCGGAGCCAUUUUUAGUUCGGAAUCCAGGAGUAAAGGGCUUCAUACGGA
Linum trigynum is the source of this 719-nucleotide messenger RNA. Lineage: Eukaryota; Viridiplantae; Streptophyta; Magnoliopsida; Malpighiales; Linaceae. The record is from the annotation of a GenBank genome assembly.